CAGCCUCUCUUGGGAGAAUGAGGCAGCUUGAGGGCUGUGGCUGAGUUGCGGUUGCUGGGUGACAAGUCGGAGCCGGGACAGGUAUAAUGGCAGAAACUGCUUCUCCACUGAAUCACUUUGUGCUGGCUAAGAAGGCAAUUACAGCAAUCUUUGACCAGUUACUGGAGUUUGUUAUAGAAGGAUCACAUUUUGUUGAAGCAAUGUACAAGAAUCCAGAACUUGACCGAGUAGCUACUGAGGAUGAUCUGAUAGAAAUACAGAGGUAUAAAAAUAAGCUUUCCAUCAUUGGUGAGGUGGUGUCUCGGAGACACAUGGAAGUGGCAUUUUUUGGCAGGACAAGCAGUGGGAAGAGCUCUGUUAUUGCCAUGUUGUGGGAUAAAGUCCUCCCUAGUGGAAUUGGACAUACAACCAAUUGCUUCCUGAGUGUUGAAGAAACGGAUGGAGAUAAAGCCUGUUUCAUGACAGAAGGGUCACAUGAAAGAAAGAAUGUGAAGACAGUUAAUCAGCUGGCCCAUGCCCUUCAUAUGGACAAAGACUUGAAAGCUGGCUGUCUUGUACAUGUGUUUUGGCCAAAGGCAAAAUGUGCCCUCUUGAGAGAUGACCUGGUUUUAGUGGAUAGUCCAGGUUCAAAUGUCACUACAGAGCUGGAUAGCUGGAUUGAUAAGUUUUGCUUAGAUGCUGAUGUCUUCGUUUUGGUUGUAAACUCCAAAUCAACUCUAAUGAACACGGAAAAACAGUUUUUUCACAAGGUAAAUGAGCGACUUUCCAAGCCUAAUGUUUUUAUUCUGAAUAAUCUUUGGGAUGCCUCUGCAUCAGAGCCAGAGUAUAUGGAAGAUGUAUGCAGACAGCUUAUGGAAAGAUGCCUACAUUUCUUGGUGGAGGAGCUCAAAGUUGUGGAUCCUUUAGAAGCAUGGAAUCGUAUCUUUUUUGUUGCUGCAAAGCAAGUUCUUAGUGCUAGAAAGCACAAAGCGGGGAUGCCAGAAGGUGGUGGGGCACUUGCAGAAGGAUUUCAGGCAAGAUUACAGGAGUUUCAGAAUUUUGAACAAAUCUUUGAGGAGUAUAUCUCGCAGUCAGCAGUGAAAACAAAGUUUGAACAGCACACUAUCAGAGCUAAACAGAUACUAGAACUGAAAAACAUAAUGGAUUCAAUAAACAUGUCAGCAGCAGAGAAAAGGGUUUAUUCAGUAGAAGAGAGGGAAGACCAAAUUGAUAGACUGGACUUUCUCCGAAACCAGAUGAACCUUUUAAUACUGGAUGUUAAGAAAAUAAUCAGGGAGGUUUCAGAGGAGGUUGCAAAUAAGGUUUCAUGUGCAAUGACAGAUGAAAUUGUUGACUCCGUUUUUGUUGAUGAAUUUUGUUCUGAGUUUCAUCCUACUCCAAGUGUAUUGAAAGUAUAUAAAAAUGAGAUAAAUAAGCACAUAGAAGAUGGAAUGGGAAGAAAUUUGGCUGGUCAGUGCACCAAUGAAUUCAAUGCUUCAAUGCUUCAAUCCCAGCAAGAAAUUAUUGAAAAUUUGAAGCCAUUACUUCCAGCUGGUAUGCAGAAUAAACUACAUACACUGAUUCCUUGCAAGAAAUUUGAUCUCAGCUGUGACCUAAAUUGCCACAAGUUAUGUUCAGAUUUUCAAGAGGAUGUUGUAUUUCAUUUUUCCUUGGGCUAGUCUUCCCUUGUCCAUCGUUUCUUGGGCCCUACAGAUGCUCAGCGGGUGCUUCUAGGAUUAUCAGAGCCUAUCUUUCAGCUUCCUAGAUCUUUAGCUUCUACUCCCACUGCUCCUACCAAUCCAGCGUCACAGGAAGAGCUCAUUGUUACCUUAAUAACAGCAUUAGCUUCUCUUACAUCUAGAACUUCUGUGGGCAUCAUUGUUGUUGGAGGAGUGAUUUGGAAAACUGUAGGCUGGAAACUCAUAUCUGUUUCAUUAAGUAUGUAUGGAGCUUUGUAUCUUUAUGAAAGGCUGACUUGGGCCACCCGUGCCAAGGAGAGAGCCUUUAAACAGCAGUUUCUGAAUUAUGAAACUGAAAAACUGCAAAUGAUUGUUAGCUUCACAAGCGCCAACUGCAGCCAUCAAGUACAACAGGAAAUGGCAACCACUUUUGCUCGCCUGUGCCAACAAGUUGAUACUACACAAAGACAUCUAGAAGAGGAAAUUUCUAGAUUAUCCAAAGAAAUAGAUCAAUUGGAGAAAAUAUAAAACAAUUCAAAGCGCUUAAGAAAUAAAGCUGUUCAACUUGAAAACAAGCAGGAGAAUUUUACUAAGCAGUUUCUACGUUCAAGCAGUGAAGAAGAAUCUUAACAAUAGAGAUUACUUUGGUGAUCAUGAUAGGAGAAAAUGGAACUUGGAAGAUUGGGACAGUUAUUUUUAUGAAGUGACUUUAAAUAUGAAUUCUACUAACUAUACCUAAAUAGCAAAUCCUUGAGUAGAUCCUGGUAUUGAUCUAUCUCAGGGUGUUUGCAUUUCUGAAAAGUGUUGUGAUGUCUCUUUUAGUUUUAAUUUUGGGUAAAGAAAAAUCCUUUGAUACGAGAAAAUGAUGAAUUAGUUUAAAGCAAAAGAACCAACUCUGUGACCCCUGAGGGGUGAGGCCUUUCUCUUAAUUAGGGCUCUCUUUGUUUUUGAUUCUGAAAAACUCUGCUUCCUGGCAUCCAGGAGUUAGAGAAUGCUCCUUUCGUCUUCUUUCUCAAAACGAAUUUUUGAUGCCUACUUCAACGGGAAUAGUCACAUUUUUGUUUUGUAAACUGCAUUGCUCUAACCACAA
This is a messenger RNA of Physeter macrocephalus (sperm whale), 2748 nucleotides long. RefSeq names its product mitofusin-1-like. NCBI's taxonomy places the organism in Eukaryota, Metazoa, Chordata, Mammalia, Artiodactyla, Physeteridae. Gene Ontology annotation, molecular function: GTP binding; GTPase activity. Gene Ontology annotation, cellular component: mitochondrial outer membrane. The record is from RefSeq and is a predicted model, not a curated record. Gene Ontology annotation, biological process: mitochondrion localization; mitochondrial fusion.